Molecule: messenger RNA, 1995 nt
Organism: Darwinula stevensoni
Lineage: Eukaryota; Metazoa; Arthropoda; Ostracoda; Podocopida; Darwinulidae
Source: the annotation of a GenBank genome assembly
UUCGGGAAGUGGAACUUCUCGGACGCGCAGGAGCUGUGGCUGAGGAAGCCGGACUGGGAGGUCGGCGUGAAGAGCGCCGUCAUCUCGAUCAUCAUGGCCUUGGGGAUCCUGGGCAACGGGGCCGUCAUCUACAUCAUCCUCUCCAACCCUCCAAUGAAGAGGUCGCCGACGAACAUGUUCAUUCUGAACAUGUGCAUCGCAGACCUUCUCCUUCUGGUGAUCUAUCCUGUCUUCUUCCUCUUAGAGGACUUUUAUCAAGCUUACCCUCUCGGAUACAUCGGGUGCAAGCUUCAGGGCUUCACAUACCUGAUCCUGCGCCUGGUGGAGGCCUUCACGCUGACGGUGAUCAGCAUCGACCGUCUCCUGGCCGUCAUCCACCCGCUGCGCCCUCCCAUCAAGCGGCGGACGGCGAUCAUCCUCUCGUCGGCCAUCUGGGUCUGCGCCGGUGGGACCAGCACCCCUCUUGUCGUCUCCAGGGAUUAUCUGUAUCGACAGUGGAAGGACUUCACGGAGAUCACGUGCGAAGAGUCGAAGGAAAUCGGGAAACCCUUCUGGCUCUACAUGCUCAUCUUCCUCGUCUGGAUCCCCACCGCCUGCAUGAUCGUCUCCUACUCCUGGAUCUUCUUCAAGCUCAAGGUGUACGAGAAGCGGGUGUCCGGAGACGAGAACCCGGUCCGGACCAGGCAGAAGCGACAGAUCGUCCGGAUGCUCUUCGUCGUCCUGCUCGUCUUCACCCUGACCUGGCUCCCCUUCCAGGUCCUCAUCCUCUUCCGGUUCUUCGCCCUCGACUCCUUCCAGAAGGACUCGGUGGGUGAGUGGUACGUGAUCGCCCGCUUCCUUUCCCGGACGCUGAGUCUCUGCAGCAGCGCGCUCAAUCCAGUCGUCUACGGGCUCGCCUUCGACAACUUCCGCAAGGCCUUCCGCAUCUCUUUCCCCUGCUUCUUCUCCGAACAGAAAUACGAAUACGUGCGGAGUGGUCAGCUGUGGUCGCGGCGAAAGAUCCUGGUGCUGCCGGCCGAGCAAGGUCAAAAGCCACUCCCCGAUAGAAGUCCGACCGCCAUUCCAGGUCGCACGUCACGCCCAACCCCAGGGAGGUCCGCCUCGUCCAACCGGAUGACGGCAUUCGUGAACCCAAUCGCGGAGAUGCCCGACGUCCGACCCCGAGAGCAAAGACUUUGGAGGAACAACGCGAACGCGACACUGUCUUCGUCGCAUCCCAACGACACCUGCUACUUCCUCGAGGAUCAACUGAGACAUCUGGCCCCCAAACAGAAGGCAGGUGAUACGUCGAAGGCCUCGACACGAUAUUCCUGCGUGACCACUCCCACCUUCGCUGUCUUCGAGCUCGACCGAUGGAAGAGGAAGUCCUUUGAGUACUUGGCCGACAAGUUUUCCCUGGAUCUUCAGGAACCUCGGGCCGUCUUUCACCGACCUCCACGCGAUGAAGCCAGAAGACCCGACGUCCGUCUGACCUCGGAUGACCUCAACGAGCUGCCCUCGGACCACGUUGCACGGCGUGCGUCUUUGGAGGGUCAAAACGAGCCUUACGGUGAUCAACCGGAAGCCGACAAGUCGACUGGUUUCCUGGCCAGAGUCGAACUCCACGACCCGCCGCCAGACGACCUUGCCCGGCAUCACUCUGGCCAUCAGAGACCAAGGUGCGACAAUCUCCUUCGACCCAACACGAACCGCCAGAGGCCAACCGACUCUCGCUCUCCGGAUGAGGUCCUCCUCCUCCCGGCAUCCCUGGAGCCUGAAUCCCUGGAGCUGGCAUCUCUGGAGCCGGCAUCCCUGAACUUAUCGAGGAGCUGCGACCACCUUCCAAGGACGGAAGGAACGACGCAGCCUCUCAUCCGUCGCUCGUCCGUCACAGAAAGGUCACAGGCGGUGGAACCGUUCUGUCGCGGGUGUCGACCUCACAUUCGUCUUCAUUUCGGGUCCUGCCCCGUGUCGGCCUAUUCGUACAGUGAAGGGGAGUUGGUGCAAUUGAUUUGA